AUGGGUGUCCCAUCUGACCCCGAACACAAGGGCGGCGAUGUUCCUACCGCCGAGGACACCGCGCCCGGCAUCCUCAUUGACAACAGCACUGUCGAGGCCAAGUACGGCCAGACUAAGCGUGGCCUGUCGCCUCGUCACGUCCAGCUGAUGGCCAUCGGUGGCUCCAUCGGUACUGGUCUCUUCGUCGGUAUCGGUGGUGUCCUCUCCAAAGCCGGUCCCCUCUCUGUCGUCCUCGGUUACCUCAUCUGGGGUGUCUUCUUCGUCUGGCCUUGCAACUUGUGUGUCGCCGAGAUGUGCUCCUACCUGCCUAUCCGUGGUUCCAUCUUCGAGCUCGCUUCCCGUUUCAUCGACCCCGCUCUUGGUUUCUCCAUGGGUUGGACAUACUUCUAUGCUGGUGUAAUGCUUGUUUGUGUCGAAUACAGCGCUGUCGCAACUCUGAUGCAAUUCUGGGUUCCGGAUAUCAAUCCGGCAGCUUGGAUUGCCAUGGCCAUGGUUAUCUGCGUUCUCCUCAAUGUCGUCGCUGUCAAGUGGUACGGCGAAUCCGAGUUCAUCAUGGCCUCGCUCAAGGUCCUGCUCCUAUUCGGUCUCCUCUUCAUCACUCUCAUCACCAUGUGUGGUGGCAACCCCAAGAAGGAUGCCUACGGAUUCCGAUACUGGGGUGACGGCAGAGCCAUGCGCGAAUACCACGGAACCGGUGAUGUUGGUCGCUUGUGCGGUUGGUGGAAGGUCGUCCUCUAUGCUGGUUUCACCAUUGCUGGUCCGGACAUGAUCUCCCUCGCCUCUGGUGAGAUCCAGAACCCUCGCCGAACCAUCCCCCGCGUCGCCAAGCUCAUCUUCUAUCGCCUCAUCGGAUUCUACGUCUUCGGUGUCCUGGCUGUCGGCAUCAUCUGCAGCUCUGACGACAACCGCCUCCUCGGUGCCCUGAGCGACGGCUCCGCUGGUGCUGCUGCCUCUCCCUGGGUCAUUGGUAUUGAGAACCUCGGCAUCUCUGGUCUCCCUGACUUGAUCAACUUCCUCAUUCUCACUUCCGGUCUCUCUUGUGGAAACGCCUACCUCUACUCCGCCUCUCGAACCCUCUACGGUCUUGCCCGCGAUGGCCAAGCCCCUGCCAUCUUCCAGAAGUGUAACAAGGCCGGUGUUCCCAUCUACGCUGUCGGCUGCGUCAGCUUGAUCACCUGCAUCACCUUCCUCGUCUCCUCCAACAACUCCGUCACCGUCUUCUACUGGUUCGUCGAUCUCACCACUACCGGCCUCAUUGCCACCUACACCAUGAUGCUACUCGUCUUCCUUGGGUGGUACCGCGCCCGCAUCGCUCAGGGUCUCAACACUGAGUCGCUCCACUACACCGCCCCUUUCAACCCCUAUGCCGCCUACCUUGGUCUCUUCCUGGGUUGCACUGCGCUCAUCUUUGUCGGCUUCGACUCCAUCCAGCCCUUCACCGUGCAGAGCUUCAUCACCGCUUACUUCUGCCUGCCCUACACUGCCUUCCUGUUCAUCUUCUGGAAGAUCUUCAAGAAGACCAAGAUGGCCGACCCCGCUACCGCCGAUCUGGUCAGCGGCAAGAAGGAGGUUGACGAGGAGUGCAGGCACUGGGAAGAGGGUGGCAUCGAGGAGAACUGGCAGCGGGAGCUCGCGCAAAUGUCUUUUGCGAGACGCUGCUGGGAGAAGAUGUGGUAA
Messenger RNA from Ilyonectria robusta, 1677 nucleotides. RefSeq names its product amino acid permease/ SLC12A domain-containing protein. Gene Ontology annotation, biological process: amino acid transmembrane transport. The transcript is spliced from 2 exons. Bases 1 to 1677 code for a protein of 558 amino acids. The record is from RefSeq and is a predicted model, not a curated record. Lineage: Eukaryota; Fungi; Ascomycota; Sordariomycetes; Hypocreales; Nectriaceae. Gene Ontology annotation, molecular function: amino acid transmembrane transporter activity. Gene Ontology annotation, cellular component: membrane.